This is a messenger RNA of Solanum verrucosum, 1465 nucleotides long. RefSeq lists its product as uncharacterized. Gene Ontology annotation, biological process: regulation of DNA-templated transcription. Gene Ontology annotation, molecular function: sequence-specific DNA binding; DNA-binding transcription factor activity. Lineage: Eukaryota; Viridiplantae; Streptophyta; Magnoliopsida; Solanales; Solanaceae. The record is from RefSeq and is a predicted model, not a curated record. Gene Ontology annotation, cellular component: nucleus.
AUGACACGUUGUACUCAUUCACCGCUUUACUUCUUCUUCUUUUAUCCUCUCUUAUACCUCACUAUGAAUACCAAACCCAUCGGAAAUUCAACAACACGGCUGUGCACGGCGGAGCAACAGAGGUUUUCCGGUAGCGACGACGACAAAGAUGAACUGGUGGAUUGUGAAAUGGAAGAAGCAACAAAAGCUUCGGUUCUACGUAGAGGCGGAUCUGAAAUUUGAAGCUUUGUUUUUCUUUUCAAAAUGAAGGACAAAUUUACGCCGCCGUGCAAGGCGGAGGAAGGGAAGUUUGCUGGUGGAGAUGGAAAAGAUGAACUGGUGGAUUUUGAGAUGGAAGCAGCACAAGCAUUGGCUUGUUUAGCUCAUCCAGGGAGUAGAAGUGAUGAGUUUUCAGUUCCAGGACCAUCUGGUCGCUCUGAGGAACAAGUAAUAACGAUACAGUCCGAGCAGGAAUCUGAACCAAAAACAAGCCCUCAGCAUGCUCUGAACUAUCCACCAGUUGCCAGCAGAAGAUCGAGGCAGAAUUUGACUGAGGAGGAGAAGGAAGAACGAAGACUCUGUCGUGUGUUAGCAAAUAGAGAGUCUGCUAGGCAAACAAUUCGCCGGAGACAGGCAAUGUAUGAAGAAUUGACAAGAAAAGCAGCUGAUCUUUCAUCAGAGAACAACAAUCUGAAGAAGAAAAAGGAGCUGGCAGCUAAGGAGUACGAUUCUUUGAAGAACGAAAAUUCUACCUUAAGACGACAGAUGUCUAGAAUAGAGAAGGCUGAAGCAGAGGGAACAGAUGGUGCUUCUAGGUCGAAACCUGUAGAAAUUUCCACUCCAAGCCCAGCUCCAGCUCCAACUCCGACUCCAGCUCCGACCUCUCUUUUUAACCAGCCUCCUAUAUUACCUUUCUUUUGGCCAUCCAUUGUUCAACCUUUCAACUUAUUACAGUGUAGUACCCAAAAUAUUCCUGAUAUUGCAUCAGUGGUGCCUUCACCUACUGCCGGCGAAUUAAAUUCUAUUAACAGACAACAGGUUUCAAAUCCAGGAAAUCCACUAUAUGUACUUCCCUUCCCUUGCUUGAUCCCAUUUCAUCCUCAAAACACUCCAUUUCUUCCUUGGGCCUCUACCGUUACUGGAAAACAUGCCGAGACUUCCUCAGCCACAACUACCCAGGAAACCGAGACGGAACCUGUGCUUGGUUUUCCACCAGACUCAGGUGCAUCUGAGAGAAGGCGGCAGCGCUCUAGAGAAAUGGUCCCUAUGACUGAUCCCUCUCGACAUCAACAAGACGAUACCCCUGAUCCCAAUGCUGUCUCUUGUACCGCGGGACAUGGAGGAGAUACUUCAGAAAAGACAACUCAAGAAUCCAUCACCUGCUCUAGCGAAAAGACGGCAGACGCCAUUGCAGCAGCAACAGAGGCUCGGAAACGAAGGAAAGAGCUACUGCAUUUGAAAGGUCACCAUUAAACUUCCCAGGCAU